AAAAAGCAGUGGUCAAGAUGUUUAUGAACUUCCGCCGAAUCCACAAGCGCCAGUGUGUUCAAGUGCUGACCACAGGUCUUCUGCUUUGUGUGGUGAUGGUCUGGUGGGAGGAGGUGGACUAUCAUGUAAUCAGCCACGUGAGAUCCUUCACCUACCGCUACAUGAUCAACAGCUACGAUUUUCUCAAUUCUUCUUUUGCUAUCAACGCCAGACGUCAUUAUGGAACUGUUGGUGUAAUUGGUGGAUUAGUGAACUAUUCAUACCUCAUCAACCACCCAGAGAAAUGCAAACGUGGAGACGGGGAAAGUUUCGAUGACGUUUUUCUGCUUUUAUUCGUGAAAUCAUCACCGGAGAACUUUAAGCAGCGCCAGGCCAUCAGGGACACCUGGGGAAAUGAGAGCUUCGUCUGGGCAGAACUGGGGGUGAACUUGAGGGUAGUGUUCGCCAUCGGCGUUUAUCCGAAUGUGAAAGAGAGAUAUAAGGUCCAGACUGCGCUGCUGAAGGAGGAUCACGUCUAUGGAGACCUGAUCCAGCAGAACUUUGCAGACACGUUUUAUAACCUGACUACCAAACUGAUCCUGCAGUUCCACUGGAGCCACAUGUACUGCCCUCAGGCACACUUCCUCAUGUCUGCAGAUGAUGACAUCUUUGUCCAUAUGCCUAAUUUGGUGAAGUACUUGCAGCAUACCCACAGCAGCCAGUCAGGGGCUAAAAACCUGUGGGUGGGGCACGUUCACAGGGGAUCUCCUCCAGUUCGCAAUAAACAAAGCAAAUAUCACGUUCCCUAUGAUCUGUAUCCCUGGCCAGCCUACCCAGACUACACUGCUGGAGCAGCGUAUGUGGUUUCAGGGGAUGUGGCUGCUAAGAUUUACCAGGCGACUCUGCUGCUGACCUCCUCUGUGUACAUUGACGAUGUCUUCAUGGGCAUAUGUGCCAAGACCAUGGGGGUCUCUCCCCAGCACCAUGUUUACUUUUCAGGGGAGGGAAAGGCUCCAUACCACCCCUGCAUUUAUGACCACAUGAUCACAUCACAUGGUCAUACCUCAGACGUGCGCUCACUGUGGCGGUCAGCAACAGAGUCCAGAAAAAAUGGCCGCUCCAGAGGGUUUAUGGGUAAUCUUUACUGCAUAGCAGUGAGAGUGAUGAUGCUGUGUCCGUAUUACCCGAACACCUACUCCUGUACUGCUGCUUUUACAUGAAUGCUCUUUAUGGGGUGCAAAGACUGUUUUAAAUGAUGGUACCUAACAGCACUAGUCUUCCAGUUUUAUCAUGUAUUCAUAUCACAUGUCACCUUUUGCUGUUGUGUGCUAUGCUGACAUGCUUAAUGGGUUCUGUUUACAUGCAGGCUUUUUUGUUUCUGUAUAAAGACAACCGCAGUUCACAGUCACCUGUCAGCUGCUAGUUGGGUCUUAUUCUAUUGCAGAGUCUCAGGUUACUUAUUGCUUGUUAAAUAUUAUGAGUAAAGCACAGUGAAUUUGAAGCUCUGCAGAUGGGUGGAGUAACUGAGAAUGUCCUGUCCAAAACAUAGCAGUUACACACAUGAAUAUUUUUGAAUUGGAUUAUUUUUCUAUGCUGGGGCAAUUGCUCACAUUGCUUUUCAGUUAUUUACAGAUACAUAAGACGAGGGUAUCAGGAUAACUCUGAAAUUUAAAGCCCAACAUACUCAUAAUGCAGCUGCCAAGUGGGACCGGGCUGAUUUUUGUUGGAAAACAUUUUAUUUUUAGGUGCCUUGAUUAUAACUUUGAGGUGGUACACUGGAGCAAAUGUAGCUGAGGAGCACAUCCAUAAAGUCAUAUGUCAUAAAUAAUCAUUUAGCAUGAAUAAUGUUUUUUUCACUCACAUUAAGCCGAUCAAGUGUAUCACACAUUAGGGUGUCCCAGAUUGUGCUAAAUUCCACCUAAUGGAUACAUGUAACUCUGCUCUAGCGUGCAUCGUUGUAUUUUUAAUGUAAGACACAUCUGGUCUUUUGUUCAUCUACAUUCUGAUGUUUUUAAUCGCCGCUUCUUUCUCUUUCACUCGUUAUUGUCUUUAUCACCUCUGCUGCCCCCCCCAGAGCUGGUGUUGUGCCAAAAAGUGAUUGCCAGAAAAUGAUUGCCCAUAUUUAAACUGUUGUAAAUGACUU
Archocentrus centrarchus (flier cichlid) is the source of this 2122-nucleotide messenger RNA. RefSeq names its product UDP-GlcNAc:betaGal beta-1,3-N-acetylglucosaminyltransferase 5a (gene b3gnt5a). NCBI's taxonomy places the organism in Eukaryota, Metazoa, Chordata, Actinopteri, Cichliformes, Cichlidae. The coding region runs from base 18 to 1199 and encodes 393 amino acids. Gene Ontology annotation, molecular function: N-acetyllactosaminide beta-1,3-N-acetylglucosaminyltransferase activity. Gene Ontology annotation, cellular component: Golgi membrane. The transcript has a single exon. The record is from RefSeq and is a predicted model, not a curated record. Gene Ontology annotation, biological process: protein O-linked glycosylation.